Larimichthys crocea (large yellow croaker) is the source of this 13538-nucleotide messenger RNA. RefSeq names its product kalirin RhoGEF kinase a (gene kalrna). The transcript has 68 exons. Gene Ontology annotation, molecular function: guanyl-nucleotide exchange factor activity; ATP binding; protein binding. Gene Ontology annotation, cellular component: postsynaptic density; extrinsic component of membrane; cytoplasm. NCBI's taxonomy places the organism in Eukaryota, Metazoa, Chordata, Actinopteri, Sciaenidae. The record is from RefSeq and is a predicted model, not a curated record. Gene Ontology annotation, biological process: intracellular signal transduction; axon guidance; protein phosphorylation. The coding region runs from base 275 to 9352 and encodes 3025 amino acids.
UACGGGGGGAGAGGGAGGGAGGUAGAGAGACCCUGGCGGACAGCAGCAGAGAGGGAGGUUGGACCGGGAACAAUAGAGAGAAACGAAGCCAGCCCUGAAACACCAAACAAACCGAGAGGGGCGACAGAAAGAAAAGAAAGCUAUCGAGAGGGAUGGAGGGAGAGCGAGCCGGACGGAGAACAUGUGAGGAAUAAAGACGCGAGGGUUUUUCCGGAGCGGAGGGCUUUAUUUCUGUCUUUCUUUGUCGGUGGAUUGUAUUGAACCGGAAUCCGGUAUGAACCCUGCAGAAGCGGCCGAGGAGGCGCCCAGCGACCCCGACACUGAUGCCUUCUACAAAACAGGGUCAUUGAGGACUGAAGGCAUCAAGGCGUCCGACGUUCUGCCUGUGUUAAAGGAGAAGGUUGCCUUCGUGUCAGGUGGGCGAGAUAAAAGAGGAGGACCAAUCCUGACAUUUCCUGCAAGAAGUAACCACGACCGAAUAAAACAGGAAGACCUGAGGAGGCUGGUGACCUACCUGUCUACUGUUCCCAGUGAGGAUGUCUGUAAACGUGGUUUCACCGUCAUUAUUGACAUGCGCGGUUCUAAGUGGGAGCUGAUCAAGCCUCUACUGAAGACGCUGCAGGAGUUUUUCCCGGCUGAGAUCUGUGUGGCGCUCAUCAUCAAACCGGACAACUUCUGGCAGAAACAGAAGACAAACUUUGGCAGUGCAAAGUUCUCCUUUGAGACCAGUAUGGUGUCAGUGGAAGGUCUGUCCAAACUGGUAGAUCCUUCCCAGCUGACGGAUGACUUUGAAGGUUCUCUGGACUACAACCAUGAAGAGUGGAUGGAGCUCAGAGUCUCACUGGAGGAGUUCAUGUCCAACGCUGUCCACCUGUUGUCCAGACUGGAGGACCUGCAGGAGCUUCAAUCUAAGAAGGAGUUUCCUGCAGAUGUUGAAGGAUCGCGUCGGUUGAUAGACGAGCACACGCAGCUGAAGAAAAAGGUGCUGAAGGCUCCAGUGGAGGAGUUGGACCGAGAAGGCCAGAGGCUGCUGCAGUGUAUCCGAUCUAGUGAUGGGUUUUCAGGGAGGAACUGCAUCUCAGGCUCUGCUGACUUUCAGAGCUUGGUGCCCAAGGUGGCCAGUCUCCUGGAUAAGCUCCACUCCACGAGGCAGCAUCUCCAUCAGAUGUGGCACGUCAGGAAGCUAAAGCUGGACCAGUGUUUCCAGCUCCGCCUCUUUGAACAGGACGCAGAGAAGAUGUUCGACUGGAUCAGCCACAACAAGGAAGUGUUCCUGCAGAGUCACACAGAGAUUGGCCGAAGUUACCAACACGCCGUGGAGCUGCAGACCCAACACAACCACUUUGCCAUGAACUCCAUGAAUGCCUAUGUAAAUAUCAACAGAAUCAUGUCAGUGGCAAGCCGUCUGGCGGAGGCCGGUCACUACGCGUCCACGCAGAUAAAGCAGAUCUCAGGUCAGCUGGAUCAGGACUGGAAAAGUUUUGCCGCUGCGCUUGACGAGCGUUCCACCAUCCUCGCCAUGUCGUCUGUCUUUCACCAGAAGGCUGAACAGUUCCUGUCGGAGGUGGAGGCCUGGUGUAAAGUCUGCAGUGAGGGAGGGUUACCAUCCGAGAUGCAGGAGCUGGAGCUCGCCAUCCACCGCCACCAGAGCCUGUAUGAGCAGGUCACCCAGGCUUACACUGAGGUGAGUCAGGACGGUAAAGCCCUAUUGGAUGUUCUCCAGAGGCCUCUGAGUCCCGGCAACUCUGAUUCACUGACCGCCACUGCCAAUUACUCCAAAGCGGUUCACUGCAUCCUGGAUGUGGUUCACGAGGUUCUCCACCAUCAGCGGCGUCUCGAGAAUAUUUGGCAGCAUCGAAAGGUUCGACUGCACCAGAGACUGCAGCUGUGCGUGUUCCAGCAGGAUGUCCAGCAGGUAAUGGACUGGAUAGAGAACCACGGCGAGGCGUUCCUCAGCAAACACACUGGUGUUGGGAAAUCCCUUCACAGAGCCCGAGCCCUGCAGAAAAGGCACGAUGACUUUGAAGACGUAGCUCAGAAUACAUACACUAAUGCAGACAAGCUGCUGGAGGCAGCUGAGCAGCUGGCUCAGACCGGAGAGUGUGACCCCGAAGAAAUCUACAAGGCAGCCAGACACCUGGAAGUCCGAAUCCAGGACUUUGUCCGCCGAGUCGAACACAGGAAGCUGCUGCUGGAUAUGUCUGUGUCCUUCCACACACACACCAAGGAGCUGUGGUCGUGGAUGGAGGAGCUUCAGAAGCAGCUGUUGGAUGAAGUGUGCUGCGAUUCGGUGGAUUCAGUUCAGACUCUGAUCCAGCAGUUUCAGCAGCAGCAGACGGCCACAUUGGAGGCAACUCUCAAUGUGAUUAAAGAGGGAGAGGAAUUAAUACAGCAGCUCAGAGAUGCAGCCAUGUCAACCAACAAGACGCCUCACUGCAGCUCUAUCGCACACAUCCAGGGGGUGCUGCAGCAGCUGGACGAGGCCCAGGGUCAGAUGGAGGAACUGUUUCACGAACGCAAAAUCAAACUGGACAUCUUUCUGCAGCUGCGCAUAUUUGAGCAGUAUACUAUAGAGGUCACGGCAGAGCUGGAUGCCUGGAACGAGGAUCUGUCCCGUCAGCUGAGUGACACCGGCCGCUCGGGUGGCAGCAGCGGCAGCAGCACCGGGGGAGGAGGCAGCUCCUCCGGCAGCGCAGAGGACAUCGGCCUCGCAGAGCAGCGUCUGAAAAGACACGCAGAGAGGAAGGCAGCCAUGAAUAACAUGACCUACGAAGUGAUGCAGCAGGGUCAAGACCUGCACCAGUACAUCAUGGAGGUCCAGGCUUCAGGGAUCGAGCUGACAGGGGAGAAGGACAUGGACUUGGCCUCUCAGGUUCAGGAGCUUCUGGAGUUCCUCCAUGAGAAGCAGCAAGAGGUGGACCUCAACGCCCAACACACGCACACCCGGCUGGAGCAGACCCUGCAGCUACGCCACCUGCAGGCCGAGGUUAAACAGGUGUUGGGUUGGAUUCGUAAUGGUGAGUCCAUGUUGAAUGCCAGCAUGGUGAAUGCAAGCUCUCUGUCUGAGGCUGAGCAGCUGCAGAGGGAACAUGAACAGUUCCAGAUGGCUAUAGAGUCGCUCUUCCAUGCUAACUCUCUUCAGAAGACUCAUCAGAGUGCUCUGCAGGUCCAGCAGAAAGCUGAGAUGGUGCUACAGGCAGGUCACUAUGAUCCAGAAGCAAUUCGAAGCUGUGCUGAGAAAGUGGCUGUCCACUGGCAGCAGCUGAUGCUAAAGAUGGAAGACCGCCUGAAGCUCGUCAAUGCCUCUGUGGCCUUCUACAAGACGUCUGAACAGGUGUGCAGUGUGUUAGAGAGCCUGGAGCAGGAGUAUCGGCGGGAUGAAGACUGGUGUGGCAGUCAUGACAAAUUAGGAAUGUCGGCCGAGAGCGACCACCUUCUACCUCUGAUCAGUAAACACCUGGAGCAGAAAGAGGCUUUCCUCAAGGCAUGCACUCUGGCCCGGAGGAACGCUGAGGUGUUUCUGAAGUACAUCCACAGGAACAAUGUGAGCAUACCUGGAGCUGCCAGUCAUGCCAGAGGGCCAGAACAACAAGUUAAAGCCAUUCUGAAUGAGCUGCUGCAGAGAGAGAACAGAGUCCUUCACUUCUGGACGUUAAAGAAACGGAGGCUGGACCAAUGUCAGCAGUAUCUGGUGUUUGAACGCAGUGCCAAACAGGCAUUGGAUUGGAUCCAAGAGACAGGUGAAGUUUACCUGGCCACACACACGUCACCUGGUGACAGCAGCAAGGAAACGCAGCAGCUCCUCAACGACUACCGUCACUUCAGACUUACUGCCAAGCAAACCAAGGAGAAGGUGAAGCUGCUGAUCCAGUUGGCAGACAACCUGGUGGAGAAAGGUCAUGCCCACGUCUCUGAGCUGAAGCGAUGGGUCAGCACGGUGGAUCGCAGAUACCGCGACUUCUCCCUACGCAUGGCCAAAUACCAGGAGAGCCUGGAAAGGAGCUUGGGUGUCAGCUCGGAGGACACCAAAGACCUGGAGUUGGAAAUAAUCCCCGCCAGCCUGACAGACGACCCCGAGGUCAAACUGCGUGACCCCAACCAUGAAGUCAACGAGGAAAAGAGGAAGUCCGCCAGGAAGAAAGAGUUCAUCAUGGCAGAGCUACUGCAGACAGAGAAGACAUAUGUCAGAGACCUCCAGGAGUGUCUUGAGACCUACCUGUGGGAGAUGACCAGCGGCGUGGAGGAGAUUCCUCCAGGUAUCGCCAACAAGGAGCACAUCAUCUUCGGCAACAUGCAGGACAUCUACGACUUCCACAACAAUAUUUUCCUGAAAGAGCUGGUGAACUACGAGCAGCUGCCGGAGGAUGUAGGACACUGUUUCGUCACCUGGGCUGAUAAGUUCCACAUUUAUGUAGAUUACUGUAAGAACAAACCAGACUCCAGUCAGCUCAUACUGGAGCAUGCCGGCAGCUUCUUUGACGACAUUCAGCAAAGACGUGGACUGGCUAACUCCAUCUCCUCCUACCUCAUAAAACCAGUCCAGAGGAUCACCAAGUACCAACUACUGCUUAAGGAGUUACUGUCUUGUUGUGAGGAGGGUAAAGGGGAGAUCAAAGAUGGUUUGGAAGUGAUGCUCAGUGUUCCCAAGAGAGCUAAUGAUGCCAUGCAUCUCGCCAUGUUGGAGGGGUUUGAGGAAAACCUGGAGGUGCAGGGUGAACUGAUCCUGCAGGACAGUUUCCAGGUUUGGGAUCCGCGCUCGCUGAUCAGGAAAGGGCGGGACCGACACCUCUUCCUGUUUGAGUUCUCACUAGUCUUCAGCAAGGAGAUCAAAGACUCAGCUGGCAGAACCAAGUACCAAUACAAGAACAGACUACUGACAUCAGAGUUGGGUGUGACCGAGCACAUUGAAGGCGACCCAUGUAAAUUUGCUCUGUGGGCAGGAAGAACCCCCUCCUCUGAUAACAAAACUGUGCUAAAGGCGUCCAAUAUGGAAGCGAAACAGGAAUGGAUUAAAAACAUCAGGGAGGUGAUCCAGGAGAGGAUGACUCACCUGAAGGGGGCGCUCAAGGAGCCUCUUCAUCUGCCUAAAACACCAGCACUGACCAAACCCAGGAAUAACGCCAAGAGGGAGGGAGGUGAAGAUGGAGACAGUCAGGGAGACGGCAGCAGCCAACCAGAUACCAUCUCCAUCGCUUCCCGGACAUCCCAGAACACUGUAGACAGCGACAAGCUCUCUGGUGGUUGUGAGUUGACAGUGGUCCUUCAGGACUUCACAGCAGGAUGCAGCACAGAGAUGUCUGUCAGCACCGGCCAGACGGUGGAGCUGUUGGAGCGGCCGAGCGAGCGGCCCGGUUGGUGUCUGGUCCGAACCACCGACCGCAGCCCACCACAGGAGGGACUGGUUCCCAGCUCCACACUCUGCGUGUCCCACUCGCGUUCCAGCGUGGAAAUGGACUGCUUCUUCGGCUCGGGGAAAGAAAACUAUCCCGUUAGUGGCUCUGAUGGGAAGACGGAGUCGGUGGCGAACCUUCAGCCGCAGCCUUCCCUCAGCUCGCUGCAGUCCAGCUCUCCUGGUCCCAAACGCUCCGGAAACACUCUGAGAAAAUGGCUUACCAGUCCAGUCCGCCGCCUCAGCCAUGGCAGCUCCGUCAAGAAACUCCCCAAUAACAAACAGAAGAAGACUGGACCAGGAACAGGAAGAGAGGAAAGCAGGAAGAGUAUUGACCUGGGACAGCCUGACCUUGCCCUGCAGGACGACAUCAUCGAUGAGAGAGUGCUCAGUAAGGACAGUAACCUCCUCUCUAAGACGUCCUCCGGGAUGCAGAGCGGUGGGGAGGAGGAGCAGGACGAGGAGGCUCACACCCCUCUGCCUCCUCCCAUGGAGAUCAUCAAGGACCCCUCGGCUCAGGAUGACAAGUCUUCAUCCUUGCUAACGUCUCUGCAGACGUCCUCUGAGGUGCCCAGCGCUGCAGAGCUGGUUAGCGCCAUAGAAAAACUGGUUAAAACCAAGAUGACUCUGGAACCAGGAGCGUACCCCGGCUUCUCCUCUCUCUCUCCACAAGAGCAAACCACUCCUGUCCAGCCACGAAACCCCGAACUGGAGCAGAGAGCCAAAGCUAUGAGAGGACGAAUGUUUGUUCUGAACGAGCUGAUUCAAACAGAGAAGGACUACGUCAAAGACCUGGGCAUCGUGGUGGAGGGCUUCAUGAAGAGAAUCGAGGAGAAGGGCAUCCCCGAUGACAUGAAAGGAAAAGACAAAAUCGUCUUCGGGAACAUCCACCAGAUCUACGACUGGCACAGAGAAUUCUUUGUAGGAGAGCUGGAGAAAUGUCUUGAAGACCAUGAACACCUUCCUGAGCUCUUCAUCAAACAUGAGAGAAGACUCCACAUGUAUGUGGUUUAUUGUCAGAAUAAGCCGAAAUCGGAGUUCAUCGUAGCAGAAUACGACACAUAUUUUGAUGGAAUCCAGCAGGACAUCCAGUCCAGGUUGAGCAUCAGCGACUUCCUCAUCAAACCAAUCCAGAGAAUCACUAAAUACCAGCUGCUACUGAAGGACUUCCUGAAGUUCAGCACCAAGGCAGGCAUUGACUGCGAACAAAUCGAGAAAGCAGUAGAUUUGAUGUCUCAGGUCCCCAAACUGUGUAACGACAUGAUGAAUUUGGGUCGGCUGCAGGGAUACGAGGGUAAACUGACCUGUCAGGGCAAACUGCUGCAGCAGGAAACCUUCUUUGUAACAGAGCAGGAUGCCGGCGUCCUGUCGCGCUCCAAAGAACGCCGAGUUUUCCUCUUUGAGCAGAUCGUCAUCUUCAGUGAGCUGCUCAGGAAAGGAUCGUCCACGCCUGGAUACCAGUUCAAGAAGAGCAUCAAGGUAUCCUACCUGGGUCUUGAGGACAGUGUGGAUAACGAUCCCUGUAAGUUCGUCUUGUCGUGUCGCGGCUCGUCGGAGCGCUUCACCCUGCAGGCUGCCAACGUCGACAUCAAGCAGAUCUGGGUCCGACACAUCCAGGAAGUCCUGGACGCUCAGAGCAACUUCCUGUCUGCUCUCCAGUCUCCCAUUGAGUACCAGAAGGAGAAGGGCGGAGCGGGCAGCUGCGCCUCACUGACCAGAAACCGCUCGUCCUCGGGGAACCGGCCCGUCGCGUCUUCUCACAGCCGUCCGUCCUCGGCGGUCGGGCUCGGUGAAAAGGAGACGGAGCGAGGGAGGAGCCAGAUGAGAGUGUCUACCUCCAACGGCGGUUCGUCAUGUUUCGACUCCAGGGACAGCGAAGGCGGCUGUAACGGCAUCUCCUCCACCAUGUUGGUCACUCAGGACUACUCUGCGCUCAAAGAGAACGAGAUCUGCGUCAGUCAGGGAGAGAGCGUCCAGAUUCUGGCCACCAACCAGCAGAACAUGUACCUUGUUUACCGACCAGCCAAUAUCCAAUCACCUGCCGCAGAGGGCUGGGUGCCGGGACACGUCUUGGGCCCGCCCUCAAAGUCCAUAAAAGACUCUUCUUCUGCUUCCUCCUUCUCAACGGUGGUGGCCGAUGCCAACAACAUCAAGAAGUCUCUGUCGUGGAAUACACUGCGUGCCAGGAAGCGCGCUGAAGCCAAGGACAUCUCCUUGGCAGGGGUCAGAGGUCAGGAGAAUGGCCUCCUCCGUAAGCCCAAAGAAACCACGCCCCCUCCCACGCUCGCCUCCCCCGCCACCAGGGCGAAGGGCAAAGAGGUUCACACUUCAGAUGAGUCAGACUGUGAUGAUGACCUUGUCCCAAAGACGGGCAUGGAGCUCCUCAACCCAAACUUCAUCCAGGAAGUGGCUCCAGAGUUCCUCGUCCCUCUGUCAGAUGUGGUGUGUGCGUUUGGGGAGACUGUGGUCCUCUGCUGUAAAGUCUGCGGACGACCCAAACCCUCAGUCACCCUGAAGGGCCCUGACCAGAACCCAGUGACCAGCAACAGCCGCUUCACCAUUGAUAUCAGGGAUACAGGUGACAUCUUGUUGAAGAUCUGUAACCUCAUGCCUCAGGAUACAGGGAUCUACACCUGUGUCGCUGUGAAUGACCACGGCUCUUCCUCCUCCUCCGCCUCCAUUAAAGUGCAAGGUAUCCCAGCAGCCCCUGGGAGACCUGUUGCCCAGGAGGCCAGCAGCACGGCUGUGAUGGUCCACUGGCCACCUCCAGCUUCAUCAGCUCACUCUGCUGUCAGCAGCUAUACUGUGGAGUACAGACAGGAAGACUCGUUGCUAUGGCAGCAAGUAGCCAGCAGCAGAGAGGAGUGUGUUCAGAUCGAUACACUGAUUCCCGGAGGUCACUAUCAGUUCAGAGUGCGUGCCUCCAACCGCUGGGGGGUCGGACCGCCCUCUGAGCCCUCAAAUAUGGUUACACUGCCCAGCAGUAACUCUGGCUAUGAUGGAACAGGGAUUCAGUGGAAAGAAAACUUUGAGACGAACUUCUCUGAGAUCUGUGAGAUUGGAAGGGGCCGAUUUUCAGUGGUGAGAAAAUGUCUCAACAAGUCAACAAAGAAAGAGGUUGCCGUUAAGUUUGUCAGUAAAAAGAUGCAGAAGAAGGAGCAGGUGGCUCACGAGGCCGACACUUUACUACAUGUGCAGAAUCACCAGCUGGUGGCGCUGUUGGAUACAUAUGAGUCUCCCACUUCUCUGAUGCUAAUACUGGAGCUGCUGGAGGAUGGCCGUUUGCUCGAUUACCUCGUCGCCCAUGAUGAGCUGAUGGAGGAGAAGGUGGCGUUUUUCAUUCGAGAAACACUAGAAGCCCUGCAGCACCUUCAUACCUGCAGAGUAGCACACCUGGAUCUGAAGCCUGAGAACAUCAUGGUGGACCUCCACUCUCCCACCCCGUGCAUUAAGCUCAUUGACCUCGGCGACGCCGUCCAGCUGUCCGCCCACCGUCGGUAUGUCCACCUUUUGCUUGGAAACCCAGAGUUUGCUGCGCCUGAACUCAUCCAGGGGACGCCGGUCUCCAUUGCGACAGAUGUGUGGAGUGUCGGCGUGCUGGCUUAUGUGAUGCUCAGUGGCGUUUCCCCGUUUCUAGACGAAUCACCUGAGGAAACUUGCGUCAACAUCUGUCGCCUGGACUUCUGUUUCCCGGAUGAAUACUUCCGGGAUGUAAGCCAGGCAGCGAGGGAUUUCGUAUCCUCAGUGCUGCAGCAGGAUCCCAGGAAAAGGCCAAGUGCUACUUCCUGUCUGCAGCACCCGUGGGUGGGUCGUGGGGGUCCUCAUGGUGGGGAGCACUCCAAGACGCCUCUGGACACGACGCGGUUGGCCACAUUCAUUGACCGCAGAAGACAGCUGCAUGAUGUUCGGCCCAUCACCAAUAUCAAAGGGCUGGUGAGCAGCAGCAUGGGCAGCACACUGUGAUGGAGAACUAAACACUCAAUAACAAUCCAUCUGUGACAGCACCCACAAGAACUCUGCAAUAUAUUUGAAGCAUUUAAUUAUCUUUAGUGUUCAUUAACAUUUGAGUGGGAAUGGGACUUGGUCCCCUGGGUCCUUCUUGUGGUGCAAGAUUUCAUCUCCUUAGGACCCCUGCUGUAGACAAAUCUGUCACCGCUAAACUCACAGGCAGACAAAAUCAUUGGCUGUACAAUAUUUAAUUGCUGACUAACACUUCAUCUGAUCUUUGUUGCACCUAGUAUCAAGCAUUACAUAUAAAGCGGGUCCCGUUGACUGCCUAGACACCCCGUAAGAACCCAAAGAAAUUAGCUCAAAGUUGAGAAAAACAAGCCUUUAGAAAACACACUGUGAGCAGGCAUGAUGGCAACAUAUUCCUUUAUAUUUCUAAUGUUUAUUUUUCCAGGGACAGAAGAUAUAUUGGAGGCAAGCGUCCGUUCUGUUAAUCCCAGUGCUCAGCUGAGCUUACCUUGUCUCUUUUAUUUGGAUAUGCAGAAGAACACUGGGGCAGCACUGAGUCCAGCUGGGGUUGGCCUCACUUACUAAAUGACCAGCAGAAUCACACUCACUGAGGAGCAUUUUACCAGCCAUGCUCAACUUCAGCUGACAUGCUUUAGAUAACACAAGAGAACAUACAGUACAACAGGUUUUAAGAGUUUUUUGACCAUGAGAGGGCAGGUAGGCCAGUGAUAUUUUAUCUGACCAGUGACUGUUAUCAUCAGGGUCAGGUAGCAAAAAUGUAAAGUACUGUAAACAAUGUUUUUGUAGUCAUCUAGUCUGAUGUGAAUUAGUAUCAUGAGGAGGAUUAAAUAGUCUAAACAGUUUCAAAAGUAUCUGAGUCAUCCCAACCGAUAGAUAUAUUAGAGGGGUUAGAAAUGUAACCUGUUGGUUUAGUUGCUGGUCCUAUCCUGGAGCUCUUAGUGAUCCGAGUUGGAGUCAGUGUCUUGCUCAAGAACACUUUGACAGGAUUACACCUCACCGUAGAUUCAGUAAGAAAAAAAAAAAAUUAGGAGUUGUCAUGUUUGACAUGUCACUCCGUUGCACGGAUGUUGAAUGUAUGGGGGCUAGAUGAAGAGGUAAAAUAGUCCGCACCCACCCUUUGAACUCUCUGCUGUCAGUUUGAUCACCUCUGUACAUGGGAAACUCAAAAAAGUGAGUGAAUUCUGUGCACUUGGCAUGAAGUGUAACAGAUCACUUCUGUCUGUCACCACAGAGGAUUUCUGGAUCAUUUCAGCAGCAGUUUCCCAAGAGCUACUGCAGCUUAAACCAACCCACCAACAUUGGAAUUAUUAUUUAUUUAUUUUUGUUGGCCUGGAUGCGACAGCGCUUAAGCUCGCUGUGAUAUACUUUUAAUUUAUUGAAUGUUUAUUUAUUUCAGGACUGAGGUAGAGAGUUGAAUCAUAUUUGCAAAGGCGGCCUGCACCAAUCCGGUCUGCGCAAAGUGGACCGAACAGACGCUGGACUGUGCAGCAGCAGGAUUUUGCGUUCUAAUAGUGUUGUAGUGAACAGCUGGAGUUUACAUGAAGUCACUGAUGGAUCUACACUGAACUGUGCUGGACUGAAAUGUCGGGAACUACAGUGAACUGGGUUAAAAUGGGCAGUUGUAGCUGGUGGAAGGAUUUUUAAAAAAAAAACUGUAAACAGAGGACUACUGGACCUUACACAGGAUUCCUGAACACUGAAAAGGCACCGUUGAGACCGAAAUCCUUUCAACAACUAUCAUUUGUUCGUAUCACUGUUUACAAUUACUUUGUCCAAAAAUGCUUAGCUAGCUUACAAAAAAAAAGUAGAGUAAUCAGGGAAAUCCUGCAUGCAAGUUCACUGGUGAUGGUUUAGAAAUCUGUUUCUAAAGCAAAAUUCUGUGACAUGUGGUGUUAAAGUGGGAAAUGAACCCUUCAACUUUAUUUGUUUGUACAUUUGUCCACCAGCCACUGUGGCAAGUAACCAACUCUAGUGUUUGGGUCCCACUCAUCCGGCUUGUAAAAUAGUUGAUGUGGCCGCUGAAUUGGUCUUGGAUUUAGACAGAAGAGUCCUGUUUGUACCGAUGAAUGUAAUUUCUUGUAGAAUGUGUUCUGCCAUCAAAAGUCCUCGGCUUUUUCACCAAAUGCUUUUCGCUGUCACGAUGCUCCCCUCUGACUGUUCUGCGCUCACCCACCCCCGCUCAAGCAUUUAGCGUUCUACAAUAGUAAGCAUUUAUUUUAAUCAGCCAGAGUGGUGCAAAAAUAAGCAACCCAUCGUUCUGUAGAAGCUCCUUUUGAUGUCUAGCACAACAACAUCCAUGCAUAUGUGAAAGUGUAAUAGCUUGUGUUUAUCAGUGCAGCUGUAAUGAGGUCUAUUCAGGUACCAGAGGAGCAGCAGAGUGUUCUGCUGUUUCGUUUCGGUUUCAUUCUCUCAGCAGGGACCAGUUGCAGCUUUCUCCACAGAGAAACAUGCAUCCUGGCAGUGUACUCUGUAAACAUCACACAGCGUCACCUGUUUGAACAUGUUAAAUCAUCUCUUAAUACACAGAAGAGUUUUGAGUUAAAUGGUUAAAAAUAAAGAUGAAAAGAACGUACAGUUAAGUGUUAACUGUAACUGAACGCUGUUGAAAACACAGUGCUGAAAACAUAUCAAUACCAUAAUCAAUACAGAAAAUUCUCAUCAGUUGCAGCGCAGCAGAACUUUAACAAUGUAUUUCAUCUUUGCUAUAGACAGGUGUUCAAUAUUAGAUCAAUAAAUCAAACAAAUAAUCACAAAGAAAUACAGACAAUGUCAUUUAAAAAACCCAAUCUAUGGAAGCUCUAACUGAGCAUAAAUCAGGCUCUGCACUGUGAUUUGAUUGAAAGUUUUUGUUGUUUUUAUUUAAUGCUGAACAUGUUAGGCCUCCAUACUUUGCAACCUCAGCCACCUGUUACAUUAAAUUAAAAUAAAUAAAUAAAUAAAUAAAAUUGAGUGCAUACAGCCCAGCGCACAUAAAAACAGCCAACAUGGCCACCACAGGAAAACUGCAAUCACUAAACUUUCAGUGCUCUCCGUUUAUGCUUGCAGAAGUGUUUUUAUUAUGCAAUAAAACAACAAAGUGGAAUGUUUCCAAAAAAAAAAGAUCUUUACAAAACAGGUUACAGAUCUGUUUCAGUUGGUUCCUCUGCAUCGGUAGCCUAUAUUUCCAUAAGCAACAGAUCACCUGGUACACUGCACAGCUUUGGUACCUUAUAAGUACCUUAUCCUUCGAGGAACCUGAGUACUUCUUUUUUCUUUGUUUACAUUUCUAUAAAAAAAGUAAGAAAAAGUUAUAUUUUCAGCAUAGCACUCAGGGUCUUCAUGAGGUAUAAGGUAUAACCCAGCCUUCAAAAGCAUAUUUCAGCAAUUCACCACAACAGCUAAGCUUUAUUGAGGUCUGUAUUUCUGUUUUUCUUCUCUCUAUUUUCCUGUUAUUUCAUGAUUGACAUCUUCUUUCCAAAUGUUUCACAGUCUGCAAAUCAGGACUUAAACUGGCAAUGAAAAUACUAAACUAUGAUAAUGCAGUAGUGUACAGUGUGUAAAGUAGUACUUCUGUCUGAAGCCAGUACAGCUUCACCCUCCAGUUUGCUCCAGUUGUUCUCAUAACCAAGUUUUGACCUUAGGCUAGGUUUUAACUCUCUGAAGAACAGGGCUGAUCUGUCGGUUGUCUUAAACCACAUGAAACCUUGUGACGAGGGCGCGUGGUACUGAAUCCAAUUACAAGGAAGGCAGCAAAGAGUAUCAGAUGGUAUCGUCUUCGAACAUCAAUCAAUGAGUGAUUCUGCUGGCCCUAAAACGUUUUAGGCAUUCCUAUCCAGGUGUACGAGAUUAACUGUGAGAAAGAAAUGAAUUAAUUGAGAAUAUUUUCUUCAGGAAAGUCUGACACAGACAUAGGCAUGUUACAGUCAGACAGGAGGCCCUUUUAUUCACGGUUUGUCUUGAGGUGAGGCUUAAAGCAAAUGUUUGUAAGUUUGAUCUCAGUCUAAUUGUGUGGAAAAAUCAUCAGGGCCUUUCAGUCAGCUUUUAGAGCUUUUCCAAGGAUAUUAGGCUGAAUUUACACCUAAUGGUAAAACUACAAAAAAGUAUUGGCAUCAUAACAUACUUGGUGUCUAGUAUUUAGUGGCAUCUAGUGGUCUAGUUGCUGAACACAACCACCUCUCCUUCCUAGAGUGAA